Molecule: messenger RNA, 3942 nt
Organism: Ixodes scapularis (black-legged tick)
Lineage: Eukaryota; Metazoa; Arthropoda; Arachnida; Ixodida; Ixodidae
Product: protein Wnt-4-like
Exons: 5
Coding region: 240-1343 (367 amino acids)
Biological process (GO): multicellular organism development; neuron differentiation; cell fate commitment
Cellular component (GO): extracellular region
Molecular function (GO): frizzled binding; cytokine activity
Source: RefSeq, a predicted model, not a curated record
AGACGACCGUGGGAGAAAUCGCCGUCUGCAACGCGAGCCGCGCGUGGCAGACGACGCGACGGGGCACCGUUGGGCUGCUGUGCGCUGGGAGUUACCUCGCGACGAUGGAUGUGUUCGGUGAAUUUCGAGUCGUCAAAGUGAAGACGACUUUGACGGCGACGACGGCGACUUGACGUAGAGACGUCGACGGAAAAGAGACGGUGGUUGGCGUGGUGUGGUGCCGAGUCGGACGGGACGGCAUGGGCUGUCGACAGGGGUCUUUGCUCGCGGUCUGGUUGGCGCUCGCCUGCAUCAACGCUCGGCCCGUUCACGGUAGCUGGUGGCUCCUGGGCAUGCCGAGCACGUACCAGAACAUGCUGGCGCUCAAGCCGUCGGCGCACUCCGAGAACUGCAACAAGCUGCGCUACCAGGUGAAGGAGAACCGGGACCUGUGCGUGCUCAGCCACCGGGCCCUGCAGACCGUGAGCCGGGGCGCCAAGCUGGGCAUCGACGAGUGCCAGUUUCAGUUCAGGGCGAGCCGGUGGAACUGCACCACCUUCACCAACAUACCGUCCGUCUUCGGGGGAGUCCUCAACGUCAUGAGCCGUGAGAAGGCGUACGUGUACGGCGUGUCGGCGGCCGGCGUGGCGUACAGCAUCACCCGGGCGUGCAGCAAGGGCGAGCUCAACGAGUGCGGCUGCGACAACGCCAUCCGGCAGCGCAAGCCCCGGGGCUCCUGGGAGUGGGGAGGCUGCUCGGACGACAUCGGCUUCGGCGCCCAGUUCAGCAGGAAGUUCGUCGACGCCGGAGAGGACGCCGCCACGGCGCAGGGCCUCAUGAACCUGCACAACAACGAGGCGGGCAGAAGGGCCCUGCGCAAGAGCAUGGAGACGGUGUGCAAGUGCCACGGGGUGUCCGGCUCGUGCUCGGUGCGCGUGUGCUGGCGGCGGCUCAAGCCGUUCCGCGCCGUCGGCGACGCCCUGUCGGUCAAGUUCGACGGGGCCACGCACGUGCACAUGACGCGGGCCGGGGCUGCCAAGUCCGGCAGCUCGAGGAAGAGGCGGCCUCGCCUCCGGCCCGUGCUCAGGGACGUCAAGAAGCCCGGCAAGAAGGACCUGGUCUACCUCGAGGAGUCGCCGGACUACUGCACCAGGAACGAAACGCUAGCGGUUCUGGGAACGAUGGGCAGGGCGUGCAACAACACGAGUUACGGCAUGGACGGAUGUCGCCUGCUCUGCUGCGGUCGCGGCUACCAGACCGUCGUGCGGGAAGUGGACGAGAAGUGCCACUGCAAGUUCGUCUGGUGCUGCAAGGUGCAGUGUCAGACCUGCAGAGUCACCAAGGAAGAGCACUUCUGCAAGUGAAGACGGGGCAGAACGUUCUUGACUGUUCAACCGGUGGGUUUAUUUUAUGCGGAGACCCGCUGGGCCGGGUUCACGAUGAGCAAACGACUGUCCCUGUGAGAGUCGGGCGAACACAGUUAGGGGGCGCAGCUUGAAGAGGAAGGGAAGCUACGCGUACUAAGAGUACCGAGAAGAAGAGACAGGUUAGUGGCCAGCUGGACCAAAUGAGACAUUUUAUCGUACGAGUCACUUUCGUCCCUACUAGAAUGGAUGUGCAAUUGGCAGAACAAUUAGGUCAUUUAAAAAAAAAACAUAAGCUACCAGGAUUCAAUAUUUGUGUGUUUCCAAGGUACCCCAUCAGGUCAUUUUCUCGUAAACUUUUAUUCCUGAUGCUCAGUUGAGUUAUUGAACUAAAGAUUCGCAACAAGCAGGCUUUCAGUGAUUACUGGUUCAAAAAUAUUAAGCUUCAAGAACUCGUAAAACGUCCCAGUACAUAAAGAACAGCAUUACUAAUGAUGUUACCUACGCGAGUAGUCGUUACGGUGUCUGAGUAGGGAAACGUGCCACGCUGAACGGUCAACGAAUGAUCGUCAACAUUCCAAAGUGGGUUCGGAUCCGAUAUGCGCUGAAAAGUUUGUGCAAAAACACUUGGGCCACAAGAAGCUAUUGCGAGGAGUAGUUUCAGAAUGAUUUCACCCGUCUAAGAGACGCCAUAGUCAUUGUGUACAGAGACGACGAGGUUGAGAAGUACGGUGAGCCUCGCGACCACCCAUCGCAAGAGGAUACCAGGCAACGAGGACAGAUGGUCACACAGACGCCAGACGAACAAUGUGCUGUAAUCCUCAGUCUCAGCAUGCCAGCGCCGGCAAGUCGACGCACGGAACACCUGUGGUCAUCGGACGAGUUCGCAAAAUCCUUGCUGUCAGCAGAGCGCAACGGGUGUUGGAGUGUGCGGAGCCCUGAGCCGUGCCACGGACCUCUUCGGCAAUGUGUUGUGUACAUAGUAAGUUUUUUUUUUUUUUUUUUUUUUUUUUUUUGCCCGCAACCUUAAAGCAGAAGAAGCAACAAUAACGCGAGGCAGAGAGACGUUCGCAGUGAGGACACUGCUGAUCGAUAAGUCCGCAAACAAAGCCACCAAGUGAUUCAGAACACACCUUCGUUUAUCGAUGAGAAAGCGGAAGUAGGCGUAAGAAAAGACAUUCCCAGUGAACUUUGCACUUUUUUUUUCUUUUUUUCUCUUGUUUGUGUCCCGCGUGGUCGUCGAUAUCUUGAGGCAGCACGGAAACGACAGCGUCGCCUCUUGUUUUGAUAGGUCUACGUUUCGUCACCUGGCAACGGCUUCUGCAAGCGUGGAUGCUUGGGGUCGUCUGCAAUUGUGUCGGGGCAAUAUUUCCCAGGGAAAUCAUAAACUGCAGGGUUUCUUUUUUUUUAAAGAUUUUUUACUAACUGUUGGUGUAUUGGUUGCUAUUCGCAAAGCGAGAUUCACACACUUUUUGUGAGCGUGUCACUAUUCAUCCCCAACUAGUUCUGAAAGAGCAAACUGUCGCUGCUUUACUGUCUUUACUUCAAGGGAAGAAAAAAAAAAAACUUUGACAUUGAUACGAUCGCACUGGUAGGUAUACUGAAGUAGCGUUAACAAUAAGAACGGAAUGGAAAUUCAUCCUCGAUAUAGUUUACUUUUGAGUCCUGAGCGAUCCUCGUGUAAACAGAAAAGCUAUUUUUCUUUAUUUAUUUCUCCUUUGGCGUCAUUUCCACUUGGGGUUUCAUACUCAUACAAUAACUGCGCGAAAAUCACGCCUGAGCUGGGCUGUUUUAAGUAGGUGACUGCAGUUUUCUUCUUUAUUUUUUUAUUUUUUUAUUCUAAAGCCCAGAAACAGAGGAUCUGAAGCAAGUUUUUAAAAAGCUGCAAGGAAACUAUUUUAUUUGUGACCGUAGAAAAAAAGAACAGCAGUAGUUUCAGUUUGAGCCUGUGUAGCGAGGCAGGCAGCUGUGUCAUCGUCCACCCUGCAAACCUAGGCAGCGCCAUUUUGAAUUACGCUUCCCUAUUAAAAAGAAAAACCAUAUUCACCCAUACGAUCGAUAUCGCCCAUUACCAUUAUAAGACAACCACAUGACAUAUAUGCAUUUUUUCUAGACGAAAAACGGACAGGUAAGUUCGAUGAUUGACCACGGUUGUCUCUCAAACUUUUCCUGUCUGAUGGCACAUACAUGGUGUUGUUUUCUUCCGUCUGCUUUUAAUAGAUUUACAAUCAGCAAUAUUUUAAUGGAAUAGAUGCGGCGCACAGCACCGACAAUAUUUAUUUAAUGAUUAUAAUAUGUGUAUAAGGUAAGGCAGAUUGUAUUAAAACCGUUAAAAUCGUGAAUUCCGCCCAUGAAACUACAUAAUUGUCAGGCUUUUUUUUUUCUUCAGAUGGGUCCUUCGUUUGGUAUUUGGGAUAUGGGUCGUAUGGGUGCAUAUUGUUUUCUGUUUCGUUUUUAGUAGGGUUGCCCUUCUCGACGGCUGGGGUGAACCCCCGGCCGUGUUCCAAAACGUAAUCUAGGAGCUACGACUCUCAGUUGUUUCAUCUACAACCGACAUGCCACCCACCGAGGUUUAAUAAAGUUCGCACAGCACGUCGUA